This is a messenger RNA of Theileria equi strain WA, 1026 nucleotides long. RefSeq lists its product as hypothetical. The coding region runs from base 1 to 1026 and encodes 341 amino acids. The transcript has a single exon. The record is from RefSeq and is a predicted model, not a curated record. NCBI's taxonomy places the organism in Eukaryota, Apicomplexa, Aconoidasida, Piroplasmida, Theileriidae.
AUGGUUGUGGAGCGCGGAGAGUUCGUCUGGCUGGCCCCUUCAGAAGAAAAGUUGGUGAGCCUAAGUCUAACCUCAAAGAAGGAUGUGCCAUUUUACGCGCUCUUGGAAUCGACUAUAGACGGAACAUCCAAGAAAUACUACUUCAAACAUCGAGAUGAGUUGAUGACCCAGAAAUGUAAGACCUCGCAUGAAGUUGUGCUUGAUCCCCUAUGGAAACCAAUUAUAGAAAAGGAAUACUACGAUGCAAUUGGAAACCUCUUGUACAGGGGAUUUGACAUAUCAGGCCUCGUUGAUAACAAUGAAAUUCUUGUACAAACCUACCGACCAUAUGGAGCUCCAACAAAGGCCUUUAUGCCACAGCCACGUACCCGAAUCAAAUACGUGAUAGAUGGAUAUGAAACGCUAUGGAGAGCCUCAGAAGAAGCAGAGGAAUGUGUACUCGUUACACUCCAUGGAAAUCUGGGAGAAGGCAACUAUUCAUACCAUAGCGGCUGUUCUGAUGAAUCCACCUCAAGUUCCAGCCAUUCAAGCCACAUUGGCUCUCGUACUCGUAGCAAAACUAGUCAAGAUACAGCUUCCGAGGAAGUUACAAAGGAAUUCAAUAGUGCCAAAAGAGAACUGAGAAGACGAGGUAGAAGUGCAUCGUCUUCCAGCAAGACAGAAUCGCCAAAAGUAGCAACCAGUUUAACGGAUGACAAGUCAAGUCCUACAGGGGUCAGUACAUCUACCGGGAAAAGUGAUGGUCAAAAGGCAUCUCGUGGUUUAAAGAGGAAAAGAAGCGACUGCUUUAGUUCCAGUUCACAAGAGCCAAAUGUAAACGUUUCUAGCUUGAUGAGAGACAUGAAAAUUAUACGCAUUGCAGUAAAGGGAACACAGGGCAUCUACUCGGUAUACCUCGAAAAGGUUAGGCAGGGAUGGUUUGAGAUUACCAGGGAGCAAUUCCACAGAAAAAUGGAAGAGUUUGAUGAUGAAUGGGAUGAAACAGAGGCAAACGUAAUGAACGAACCAUCCUCUAGCAUGACAUAG